Molecule: messenger RNA, 1980 nt
Organism: Suillus paluster
Lineage: Eukaryota; Fungi; Basidiomycota; Agaricomycetes; Boletales; Suillaceae
Product: cytochrome P450
Exons: 15
Coding region: 396-1931 (511 amino acids)
Molecular function (GO): iron ion binding; monooxygenase activity; oxidoreductase activity, acting on paired donors, with incorporation or reduction of molecular oxygen
Source: RefSeq, a predicted model, not a curated record
UGGGUUCUUAAUUUAACACUACCACAUCGCAAUCUGCCCUCGUAGAUCGUCCCUCUCUCUCGGUAGGAAGGAGCCUGGUUCUCAUGUGUCAUGGGUUGCUUCUUGGUAAUAUUCAACGAAUUUCAAUUCCCAUCUAUCCGCUAUAGUCACCUCAAUCUCUACCAAACCCUAUCACACAGCCCCCAUAUGGCAUCAGGUUGGUGUCUAAUCACACGUUUAUUCACGCAUAUCUUCUGAGUCCUCCUUCUCGUGGCUCGAAGUACGGUAUGAACGCGUGAAAUCGCCUUGUCAAUACCCAGUGUAAUGGAGUCUGACUAUCCAUUUUCUCGGCAGUCUGCUGCUAAAAUGUGAAAUUUCAAGACUUCAGGUUUUCCUCCUGUCCUUCCGUAGCAAUCAUGUUGCAGUUACCUAACCUACGCGUUUCUGAUAACACCCAGCUCGUCUUCGGUGCUGCCGCUUGUCUUGGGGUACUAGGAAUGAUCAUUGAGGCUUACCUUUCUAAAUCAGAGAGUGGUCUUCCUCUUCCACCUUCCCCUCCUACUUGGAGACUUCGGGGCCACUUCAUACCCCCUCGCAACCCAUGGCUCACUGUAGCGGGAUGGAUUGACCAGUACGGACCUCUCAUCACCAUUCGCUCAGGAACCGGGAAAAUUGUUAUUAUCGGCCGUCAUAACGCCGCAGUGGAUAUCAUGGAGAAGCAGGGCGCCUCGCUAGCCGAUCGUCCUCGCUUCGUUGCUGCCGGAGAAAUGCUUUUUGGCGGGCUGUCCAUCGUCUUUACACCUGCUGGAAGCAGGUUGCGUCGGAUGCGUAGAGCACUUCAUUCAAUUCUCCAGCCUAAAGUAGCUGAGGAAUACGAGCCCCUACAGAUGUCAUAUGCGAAGAACACCGUCCUCGACAUUCUUAAAGAUCCAUACAACUUUCAGAACCAUGCAGCAAGUUAUGCUGCGACGACGGUUACGAAAAUUGCAUAUGGGAAGACCACACCAACAUAUGCGACUGAUUCCGAAGUCAUACAAAUUCGUGCGCACCUCCGCGUACUUCGUGCAACCGCACGCCCUGGUGCUUACCUGGUGGAAUCAAUUCCGUGGCUCAAAUAUCUUCCUUGGUAUGGCCAGGAAUUGAAACGGGGGUUUCCCAUGAUCCGGCAGCUCUACACUGGUCAGCUGAACCGCGUCAAACAACAAAUACAGAACAAUUUGGACGUCGGUCCUUCGUUCGUAAAAUACAUGCUAGAAAACGUCCAAGUCCACGAGUUGACAGAGACGGAGAUGGCUUUUCUUGCUGGCACCUUCGUUACAGCUGGAACUGAAACGACUAGUAUGGCGAUAUGCACGGUGCUCAUGGCAGCCGCAUGUUUUCCCGAGGAGCAAGCAAAAGUCCAGGCCGAGCUUGACGCGAUCGUAGGAAGGCACCGAGCACCGACCUUCGCUGAGUAUCGAUCUCUUCCUCGUCUGCACGCCUUCAUGUCUGAGGCUUUGAGAUGGAGACCGCUGGCUCCCAGUGGAGUGGCUCACAGGACGACUCAGGAUGUGAUUUGGGGAUCCUAUUGUAUUCCAGCUGGGACUACGGUGGUCGCGGAUCAUUGGUCCAUCUCUCGAGACUCAGACGUCUUCCCCGAGCCUGAGGUAUUCAAGCCUGAGCGCUGGAUUAACGACCAAGGUCGUGUUAGGGACGAUCUGAAAUUCUUCGUCUAUGGGUUUGGUCGGCGUGUUUGCCCCGGUCAAGAAGUCGCGAACAGAUCUCUGUUCAUAAACUCGCUCCUUGUUCUUUGGGCCUUCCAGAUGACUCUGGAUCCUACGAAACCAUUGAAUGACAUGGGGUUCAUGAGCGGGGCGAUGGGAGCUAUCCGACCAUGCGCUAUUGAGUUUAAGACGAGGAUUCCAGACACGGAACUCAGGCGCAUGAUGCAGAAUUAUCCUGAGUUUGCCUGAGACUAGUUCUCUCUACCUCUCGCAGUAUCGCAUCACAAGUUCGAUCCUA